Quercus lobata is the source of this 1243-nucleotide messenger RNA. Its product is annotated as NAC domain-containing protein 91-like. The record is from RefSeq and is a predicted model, not a curated record. Gene Ontology annotation, biological process: regulation of DNA-templated transcription. The transcript has 4 exons. The coding region runs from base 164 to 1228 and encodes 354 amino acids. NCBI's taxonomy places the organism in Eukaryota, Viridiplantae, Streptophyta, Magnoliopsida, Fagales, Fagaceae. Gene Ontology annotation, molecular function: DNA binding.
CUGCUUUCUCACAGCUGCUCUUGUUUUCUGUAAUGGAUUUCAAGAGCUCAUCCAAUUCCUAAUAUCUUUCUUUCUUAGAUAGUUUUUCAGUAAAACAUUUUCCGGGUUUCUCAGUAAAACUUUUUCAGGGCAUCUCAAUAAAAAGGCUUCCUGUGACUGAGAGAUGAUAGUAUUGAGUUUUGAUUUGCCACCUGGGUUCAGAUUUAGUCCUAAGGACAAGGAGCUCAUCGAACUCUACCUGAAGCCAAAGAUCACCGGCAAUGAUAAAGACAUUUGGUUUAUACCCGAAAUUGAGUUCUAUGAAGAUGAGCCAUGGGAUUUACCAAUUAAAACUGGGAUUGCUUCGGAGGACCAAGAGUGGUUCUUCUUCACUGUACUGAGCCUGAAGCAUCAGAACGAUAAUCCAAAAAAGAGAAAAAGGGGUCAGAAACAGGAACUGGUGAACAGGCAAACUAAGGCUGGGUUCUGGAAAUCAACCGGUAAAGAUCGGGAAAUCGAGUCUGGAGGGAUCGUGGUUGGAGUGAAGAAAUCUCUGGUCUUCCAUAUAGGGAGUACUAAGGGAAAAGGGAAGGGAAUAGGGACUAGUUGGGUAAUGCAUGAGUACAGCACAACCCAGAAGGAGUUUGAUGGAAAACACCCCGGCCAGAAGCCCUUUGUACUUUGUCGUUUAUUCAAUAAUGAAGAAAAGAGUAACAAAGGUGGACCUGCAAAGUCUAGGCCAGCACUGUCUCCUGUAUCUCCAGUAUUGGAAGUGCAAGCUGAAAUUUCUGAUCAAAUGAUGUCUGAUACAGAACUUGUUCAGUGUAACAAUGACAACAAACAUCAUAAAGCAUAUAUUGCAGAUGAUCAAGCGGAAGGGGUUGAUUUAAGUGAGGAGGACAUUGAACUUCUCAUGGGUGCAUUCUAUGUCCCUUCAGAGGACUCUCCAUCCAGUUUACCCCUCACCACUACUGAUGUUUCAACUCCAAUCACUGUCAAAUCUUCUCAUAAAGAAACACAAUCUGAGCCAACAUUGGCUCCAGCAUCUCAAGAAUUGCCUGAGCAAGCUGAAUACCAUCCAAUUACUUGCAUAACAGGAUUUGACAAUGCAGCACCACUUGCAUGUAACGAUGAUUAUAAUGCAUAUGCUGCAGAAAAUCAAGUGGCAGAAGUAAAUACUACAGAAGUGAGAAUGAAUUUUACUUUCAGCUUGAAACAGUUGUCAAUAUUAUUCUUUUGUGGGAACUAAAAGUGCAGAUAACUA